This is a messenger RNA of Ilex paraguariensis (yerba mate), 540 nucleotides long. Lineage: Eukaryota; Viridiplantae; Streptophyta; Magnoliopsida; Aquifoliales; Aquifoliaceae. The record is from the annotation of a GenBank genome assembly.
AUGUCACAAGCCCAAGACCACUUACUUGGAGUUGUUGUGAAAGCACCUUCUGCUAGUAUUAAACAAUACAUAGUUCUAGUGCUUACACCGGAGUUACCACCAACAUUGCAAACUCCCCUGGAUACUGGUAAUUUACAAGAUAAAAAAGGUUCAGAUUUGCAGAUUCUGGUACCUAAGUCAAAACGUGGUUUGGAGGAAGAUUAUUUUUCUUCUGCCACUUCUCGGAAAGGAUCGGGCAUCAUCAACAUAAAACUACCUCACCGAGGUAAUGCUGCUGGGGUGAAUUAUGAGGUUAGAGGGGUUGAUAAUAAAGAGUUCUUAUCUAUAUGCAAUUGCAAAAUAAAGAUUGACCAAGUUCGUCUUCUGGAAGAUGUUAGCAAUGCGGCUUAUUCUAAUACUGCACAACAGCUCUUGGGUCUGAAAUCUGAUGGAAAUAAAUACCCUCCUGCCCUAGAUCCAGUGAAAGGUACAUCUCUGAACUACUUUAUUUGCAGUUUUGGUUUUCUGUUUUUCAUUUGUUCGGAUUUGGUCCCAUUCUGA